Molecule: messenger RNA, 1160 nt
Organism: Anopheles nili
Lineage: Eukaryota; Metazoa; Arthropoda; Insecta; Diptera; Culicidae
Product: ADP-ribosylhydrolase ARH3-like
Exons: 3
Coding region: 1-1044 (347 amino acids)
Cellular component (GO): nucleus; mitochondrion
Source: RefSeq, a predicted model, not a curated record
AUGCUGGAAAAAUCGUUCAUGCUGUCGAAAUUCAGAGGUACCCUUCUGGGCGCCUUAGUAGGAGAUUGCUGUGGCGCUCCUUUCGAAGGUCAACCCAUGGACAGCGGUUCAAAAUUGAUUUUGAAGAAAAAUUUAGACAAACUCGAGGGACCCGCUUUUACUGCUCCCUACAAAAAGUAUACAGACGAUACGGCGAUGACCAUCCAAACAGCGAAGGCGUUUCUGGACCCAAAAGGAUACUCACAAAAGCUGUUAGCAAAGAACUACGUUGUGGAGUUUUUCAAAGAACCGAAUCGCGGCUAUGGUGCUGCGGUUGGAGAGGUUUUUCAAAAACUACGGCAGACGAAGUUGUCCGAUCCUACGGGUCCUGCUAUGGCCCAGUUCAAUGGUUCCGGAUCGUAUGGUAACGGCGCAGCAAUGAGAAUAUCGCCCGUUGCAUUGUUUUGCAGUAACAAGAGCACUGAAGAACUGCUGCGGUUAGUUAAGGAAACUUCCGCGGUAACUCACACCAACGUGCUCGGUGUGAACGGGGCCAUUCUGCAGGCUCUUGCCAUUCGACAGUGCUUGCAACUUAAUCCAAACGAACCAUUCUGCUGGAAAACAUUUCUCGGUGAACUGAAGAGUCACAUGAUCGAAGUGGAGAAAGAAAAUGAUCCUGAUCUCGAAGCAAAUCCAAAUGCGUAUGAGAUACAGCUACAGAACAUGGAAAGUUUGCUCGACAACCGAGUCGAGGCUUCGGACGAGAACGUGCUAAAUUUGCUAGGACACAGUGUGGCAGCAUUGUUCUCCGUCCCAACGGCUGUCUACUGUUUCCUGCGGCACACACAGGAUCUAUCGAAGGAAACGGAUAAAAAAUCAUUCCGUAACACGUUAGAGUACGCCAUCUCCCUUGGAGGAGAUUGUGAUACGAUCGGGAGCAUGGCUUGCGCUAUGAGUGGUGCUUACUUUGGCGAGUCCGCCAUCUCACCCGCUUUGCUGAAGCACUGCGAAAGUGCGGACAGUGUAGGCUCGCUUGCGGACCAGCUGCACAAAAUUAUUGAAUAGUAACGGUUGUUCCGACUGAAUCAGCUUGAAAUUAUUGUCAGCUACUAAUCUGGCGAUCAAGACCAAUGAGAUAGAUCCACAUGAUUGGCAAAUAAAGGCGAAAUCUAAUUCGCAUA